AUGAAAAGUGAAAAACAUCAUAAUCAUAAUUCAAAAGACCGUGGUAAUUUGGUUACAUUUAUUAGUCAUUAUACUAUAGAUAAUAUUAUAACCAUAAUUUAUAAUCAAAUUAAAUCAACAAUAACAAAAAAAGUAAAAGAAGCAAAUAUGUUUUCAGUAUUAUUAGACACAAAACAGGAUAUAUCAGUUUUUGAUCAAUGCUCUAUUGUUUUACGAUUUGUAAACAAUGGAAUGAUUAAUGAAAGAUUGAUAUCUGUAAAAUCAUGCAUUGUUUCUACUGGUAUAGGUAUGAUGAAUCUUUUACAAAAUGCAAUAGAAAUGGUUGACUUAAAUAUAACACAUUGUAUUGGAAAUUCUACAGAUAGUAGUGCUUAUAUGAGAGGGACAUAUAAUGAAUUUACUUCUUGGCUAAGUGUAGCAGUACCAUAA
Cinara cedri is the source of this 429-nucleotide messenger RNA. The record is from the annotation of a GenBank genome assembly. Lineage: Eukaryota; Metazoa; Arthropoda; Insecta; Hemiptera; Aphididae.